Messenger RNA from Micromonas commoda, 1839 nucleotides. RefSeq names its product alpha phosphoglucan water dikinase (gene PWD1). NCBI's taxonomy places the organism in Eukaryota, Viridiplantae, Chlorophyta, Mamiellophyceae, Mamiellales, Mamiellaceae. The record is from RefSeq and is a predicted model, not a curated record. Gene Ontology annotation, biological process: phosphorylation. Bases 1 to 1839 code for a protein of 612 amino acids. The transcript has a single exon. Gene Ontology annotation, molecular function: kinase activity; ATP binding.
AUGCUCGCCGCCGCCUCGGACGCGACGGCGCUCUCGUCGGGGGGCGGAGCGGGCGAGGAGUUUGGUCACAUCGCGCACGAAGCCGGCGAGCUCGCUAAUAACCUGCCGGGCGGAGAGCAGGGGGCGCUGCGCGUGCGCGCGGUGGCGGAGCGCGCGCGAAGGUCCGCGGAGGAUUACUGCAACCUGCUCUCCGACCUCUUUGACGGCAGAGCCGCGGCGCUGGGGCGGUCGCUGGGCAUCGACGGACACACCGUGGAGGUCUUCACCGAGGGUCAGAUUCGCGCCUCCGUCGUGUUCCAGUCUGCGAAGCUCGCGUCGCACCUGCUCCGCGCGGCUAGGACCGCCACGGGCGAGGCUGGCUGGGAUUGCCUCGUCGCCGGCGAGGUUGUCGGCGCGAAACUCGUGUCGGUUCCCCGGUUGGAUCCCUCGGACCCGACCAUCCGGGCGCUCACCGCCGACGCCCCCGCGGUGCUCCUCGUGCAGUCGGCGGAUGGCGACGAGGAGGUGUCCACGUGCGGACCGGGCGUGGCGGGUAUCCUGCUGUGCCACGCGCUGCCCCACCUCUCGCACCUCGCGUUGCGGGCGCGCCAAGCUGGCGUGCCCCUCGUCGCAAUCGAGGAUCCAAAUCUCGUCAACCACGCGAGUUCGCUGACGUCGGCGCCCGGCGUUAGGUUCGUCGCCCAGCCCUCCAACAUCUCCCUGGACGCGGCCGAGGGCGGGUACUCACCGGGUACUCAGGGCGGCGGCGGUGGUACGUCAACCCCCACCCCGCAGAGGCAGGCUGCCGCGCUCGUCGCCGAUACCAGCCGCGCGGGUUGGGUCACCCCGCUGCACGAGCUCGGCCAGAUGCCGUGGCACGCGGGUGUCGCCGUGGCGGGUUCCAAGGCGAUGGCGUGCUCCGUCCUCUCGGCGUUGGCCACCGAUCCAAACUCCGGGUUUGCGGCCCCCACCGGCGCCGUCCUGCCCUUCGGUUCGAUGGAGCAGGCGGCGCACGCGUUGGGUCACGCCGAGCGACUCAACUUUCUGGUUGACGCGCUCGAGUCGGUGCAGACGCGACCGGAGGAGGUUGCGUCGGUGUGCGGCGAGCUGCGGGACCUGGUCAGGCAGCUCCGGCCAUCGCACGAGCAACUCGCGGCGCUCGCGGAUCCCUUCGCACACGACCACGGGGCGAAGGUGAUGGUUCGAUCCACCGGUAACGCGGAGGAUCUCGCCGGCUUAUCCGCCGCGGGUCUCUACGACUCCAUAUCCAACGUGGCUCCCGGAAACCCCGAAGUGCUCGGCUCGGCGGUGGCGGAGGUGUGGGCGUCGCUGUACACCCCCCGCGCGGUGGCUUCGCGCGCGGCCGCGGGAGUGGGCCAGCGCGGCGCGCACAUGGCGGUUCUCGUGCAGCAGAUGCUGGUCCCCGACGUGUCCUUCAUCCUGAUGACCAGGCACCCGAUGACCAACGACCCAAACACCGCGUACGCCGAGCUCGCGUUGGGUCACGGCGAAACUUUGGCGUCGGGGUCGGUGCGAGGCACGCCGUGGCGCAUGUCCAUGAACCGAUCGAACCCGGGAGAGUCGCAGGUGCACACGUACUCGUCGUUCGGCACCGCGCUGGUGCCCGACCUGGACGGCGACGGGACGCUCAAGAGCGUGGCGGUGAACUGCGCGGGGCACUGGCUGUCCACGGAUGACGGCGCGAGGGGUCAGCUCGCGGCGAGGCUGGUUCACGCGGGCGGGUUCGUGGAGAGCACCCUCGGUAGCGUGGACGGCGGACAACUCCUCGCGCAGGAUAUCGAGGGGUGCCUCACGCCGGACGGUCAGCUGUGGGUUGUCCAGGCGCGCCCCCAGCCGUGA